CUGCUGACUAAUCGGAGAAAAAGUGGUUAGGUGAGAUUUCGCGGGUGCACUCGUGAUCAAACUCAAUGCUAUAUUGUUAUAUUUUGCUGACAAAAAAAGCGAAGAUCACUUUAGAGAUAUCGGUAAGGGAACAUUUUAUGACUACAUAACGACAAUCUACUGUUCCUCAAACAGCGUCUGCAAUAUUCUCGCGGCUGUGUUGACUUUAUUAGGAUACUGGCAGCUGCGUGCGGGCGAGUUGUUCAUUGUUCCAGCGAACAUCUUAAGACCAUAAUACAAAAUAUAUAAGAUCGGGUUUCGUGCUAACGGCGGAUUUCAUAACUGCAACUUGUAAAAAUCAUUUAAAAAUUUGAAAAGCUCCAUUGUCAAGCAAUUUCUUACUCCCUUUGAUCGCCAGCUCUUUGUACGUUAAUUUAAUAAUUCAUAAACGUAGAAAAAUGAGAUUCUCACUGCUGGGACAACCACUUCACAAGUUUUUCAAUUUCUGUUAACAUUUUGAGCUGAAGAAAAAUGUUCAUUCUGUUGCAAUCAAUGCCCAGCGAAAAAUCCUGGAGUUUGAUCUUUUUUUCGGCAAUUAGGGAAGCGGUGAUUGUUCCUGCCCCCUUCAAAUGUGUAGUCUCCGUAAAUAUCACCUUUCAUGAAUAAUGUAGGGAGGUCUAUGUACCGUUUUCUCUUGUAAUCAAAACAUUUGCCUAGCAUCAUCUCUACAUUUUUCCAUGAACAAGCCCUUUGCGUAAAUUUUUAAAAAUGAUGGUGAAAUAUUUUCUUAGCUGUUAGUUGUUUGUUAGAGGUCAUCACCAGAGGGUGGCAAAGGGUUUAAACGGGACGUGUGAUUACGCCCAAAAUUAAUAUGUGACCUGUAAAUUUUACAGAAAGGCAAGGUAAGGUGAGAUUUGAAGUUUUCAUCUUUAAAUUCUUGAUGGGUGAAAUACUGUUUAAAGUACAUGAACAUGUGAUGCUUGAAUUUUUCUAAAAUUUCAAUUUAAAAUGGGAUUAGGACCUCCUCUUGCUACCCUCUACUAGGGCACUCUAAGAAUGGCAUUUUUAAAAUCAAUGUACACAGAGUAAAUGUUUUUUUCCCAAGUUCCUAUUGGCUGUAAACUCCCAACCAUGCAUAGAGUAAUAUUUGCCUUUUGUUACAGCCAUGACUUUUUGUUGAAAAAUCUUGGCUCUGGAUGGAAGCACUCUGGAAGACCAAAGCUGCAUGUGGAGGGUUUGAGUGCAUCAUGCAGAUAUCUAGAUCUUUUGGUUCAUUUUCAUUGGAAAGAACUUUAAUCUGUUAGAUGGUCUCUCAUCUGACCCAAGCUGGCUCCAGCAUGGCUCCAAUAAUUGGACAAACAAAGAAAAUUCAUGAUGGUGUUUCGCACUCUCCUUCAUCACCAAGACAACAGAGAACAUUUACAUUUGAGUUAAAGGAGACAUUUGUGCGACAAACUGUAAUGAUGUCUCUUUGGUACCUUUUUAGUUUCGGUUCAAUUAUAUCAAACAAGUACAUCUUGUCAACAUUAGAUGGUGAUGCCAGCCUACUUGGUGAGACCCAAAUGGUGUGUUCUGUGCUAUUUGGAGCAGUCAAGAUGUAUCUACCCUGCUGCUUGUUCCAUCGGACUUCAGGCCAUCACCAAGAUGGCCCUAAAUUUCAUUUUUUUCGUAACAUGGCAAUUUUAGGUUGGAUGAGGUGAAAUUAUUAUUCAUUACUUUUAUGUUCCAAUUAAAUUAUUACUGGUAUAAUUGAUACAUAACAAAUCAUAAGUCAAAAUGGGCUGAAAUCAUGUUAGCAUGAAAUUCAUUUUAUCAGAGUUUCCAAAAGGUGAUCUGGAAAAUGCAAAAUUCUGGUCAGAAUACUGGGUGGCAUUUGUCAUUCUGUUUGGAAUGUUUUGUCAUUUAGGGCAAAUGGUUUAUCCUGUUCAGUUUUUUCAGACUUUCUUUUAAAAACAAAAUUGAUCAGAAAUGUUCACAACUCAGUUUUUUCUUCAUUAUAUUGAAGCAAAUUAGACAGGCAGAGUCCAAAAUUAACUUUUUUACUCAGGGGCUAAAUGGAGACUGGGUAAACACUUUUGUUUCAAUUAUUCAUUGAUCCAAUACCAAAUUAUACAAAUUAACAGUGAGGAGAAUUACUAAUGAGAUCUUGGGAGUGAAGGGUUAAAUGCUUUGCUUGUGAUCGAAUCCUAACUCCAGAUCAAGGGAGUAUCAGAUGAAAAGUAAUAAAGCCUGUCUGUCUUUUUUCCCCUUUUAUAGGUUUGCUACCAUAGUGUGUUCCCUCAUUACUCUGAAGUAUGUAGCUGUUUCUUUCUCUGAAACCAUAAAAUCUUCAGCUCCAAUUUUCACAGCAAUUAUAGCUUGGCUUAUGUUAGGUAAGUAUGAGAAAUAAAAUUUGUGAUCCAAAAGACUUCCCUUACUUCCUCUUGCUUAUCAUCUUCCUUCUUGAGGGAUAUUUCUCUCCUUUCCAGCCUUCCCUUGCAUUAAAAUUGAAGAUGACAGUCAAUAAUUUCAUAAAGAGAUAUCAUAAAAUUCCAAAAAUAAGCCCCUUCAUAUAGAAGCCUCCCAAAUCUGAAACACAAAAAUACCUCCUGUAGCAAGCCUCCAAAUACAAGCUACCGGGGGCUUGUACUUGGAAAUUAUCCUCAUUAAUACAAACCAAAGCAAACUAAACAUAAUCACCAUUAUCAGGAAGUCUUUUUUAGUCAUAAAAGAAUGAUUCCGUGCACUGAAGCAACGUGGUCAACAAGUGUUGAAGUUUAUUGUCUUUUACACAGUUUGCUCUUCACUCAUGCUUUUAAUUCCUUCGGUCCAUCGACAAAGUAUUUGCAAGGAAGUGCAAUCCCACCGCCCUGAACCCAAACUCCCUCGGGUGCUCCUUGAAUGAUAUGAGCUUUCAUAGUUAACUUUAACUUUGAACCUGAUCUAAAUUACUGUUUUUACUGUAUUUCUGCUUUAAUAAAGUUUAUUGCCGUUGUCUUUGAACUUGGCAUUUUCAGUGUGAUUAAUUUGUGAUGAAUUUCUAGCCAAAAUCCUAAUAUUACCAGUUGCAUAUUCAAAAAAUUUUGGCACAAAUUUCCCUCCAAUUAUAAGCCCAGCCAAUUUUGAAAUGCAAAUUUCCCUCCUAUAAUAAGCCCCUCUGAAUAUAUAAGCCCCUCCCAAAAAUAAGCCCCUCAAAAAGGUCCUUUGAAAAAUAUAAGCCUCGGGGCUUAGUUUUGGAAUUUUACAGUAUUAUGCAUGCACCCUCCAGAUUCACACCAGUAAUAUAGGCUGGCAAGGGACCUUUUAAAGGUCUUUAAACUUGUAUACUCUUAACUUUUGGUGGCAAAUUUUUACUGGAAAAUGGCAUAUUUUCGAGAAGACCAAAUACCCUUAUUAAACCAUGUUCCCUUAAGUAACAAACUUGUUCAAGGGUGUGAAUGGAUGUCUCACUCACCCGAAAAACUCCAGAAAUCUGGAUAUAAAAGGAAACUUCUUUUUCAUUUUUUUGUAUUGUUUUUUUUAUAGGUGACAAAUCAAGUGUAUUUGUGAAUCUGUCUCUUCUUCCAAUCAUGGCUGGUCUGUCACUUUGUACUGCUUCAGAGCUCAGCUUCAAUAUGGUUGGAUUUAUAUCUGCUCUUCUAAAUAAUGUCAUGGAUUGGUGAGUUGGAGAGUUGAAUAAUGUUAUGGAUUGGUGUUAGCAUGAACUAGACUUUUUUAAACUAUGUGAAGAGAUGUAAUUCCUUUUUAGGGUGUUUUUUUGUUGUGUGAAUAUUGCACACUUUUGACAGUAACAAAUUUUGUUCUCAAACAUUUUUUUUUCUGUGAUGUAGUUCUCAGCUCCUUCCUUCCCACUUCUUGUUUAUGUAUCUAACUUUAAACUGUUUAACACCUUAACUCCCAAGAUAUCAUUAGUAAUUCUCCUUACUGUCUGCCAUACAAUUCAUAUGAUGUCAGUUUGGAGAAUUUGGAAUUGGAUCAACCAAUAAUCCCCUAAUUGAUAUUUGUCUUUAUUCUCACUACUUGUCUGCUUAAUAUUGUACUGAUAGUGUAGGGAGAAAUUCUGUCUAGGUCACUCCAGUGGGACUUAAAGGGUUAAUUUUUUUGAAGAAAAAAAAGAGUUUUAUUACUUAGCAUAUAUUUGAUAGCCACAAGCUGGAGGUGAUUUAACUUUUACAAGGUUUCAGCUCAAGAAGCCUUUUAAAAAGAUUAUGAUGAUUAUUGUGAAUUUAGAUAUUAUUUGGUGAAUAUUAAGAAUUCUGAAAUUUUGUAAUUUUUUCCAGUUAAUAAGUUAAAAUAAUUGUUUUUCUCAUUUACUUGAUAGUUUUCAGAAUGUGUUUUCAAAGAAGCUUCUAAGUAGUGAUCAUCCCUACAGGUAAGCCAAAGUGUCAAGUGACUUAUUCUUUCCAUCAAUGAAAGUGUUCAGGAGUUGUUUACCUCCCCACCCCCUCCUUCACUCACAAUAAUUGCAAUUAUUGCAUGAAGAAAAUCACUCAGUUUAGUAGUAAUAAGCAAUCCUAUUAUUGCAAGAAUUCUUGGCGUGGGGGUCUGUACCUUCUUGAUCUGCCACUGCAUUUGAUUACUGCUGUUCCUGGAUUCUUUCUUUUUUUUUCUCGGAUUGAUCUUAAAUUAUUAACAUCAAGCUUCCUCCCCCAUUCCAAGGUGAUAGCUUUUAUUUCUGUAGAAAAUUGAUGGAUAAUUCGAGCACAGUUAAGGGUAAUCUGUGGUAGUCUUGUGCAAAGGAGUGGGUUAUCGACGUAUAGGUCACUAUGCUGUAUGUGGCUUUAGAGUGUCCAGAUUCCAGAUGCCUCCCUUUCAGUGAUGUAAAAGCUUCCACAAUAUCACUUCUUGGAAACCAUUCCAGUUUUAGAACUCUAGUAUUACUGAAAUUUUACCUGGGAUACCUUUGUUGUGAUUCUCAUGGUGUGACAACUUGCCUGGAAAGGUCAGAAAGAUAUUUAGCUACAAGGUCUUAAAACUGUAGGUCCAACCAUGUCCAUUUGUUUAAUUUUUCACUCUAUUAACAAGGUUUCAUUUGUUCUUUUAGUCCACCAGAACUUCAGUUUUAUACCAGUGCUGCUGCAAUUGCUGUUCAACUACCUUUCUGGUUUUUCCUGGUAUAAUUUACAAGUUUUCUUUUGUACUUUAUUAAAGGAUCCUAGUCAACCAUGCUCAUUUUGUGGAUUUGUAGGAACAACAACAAUUUUCCCAGCAAUAAUCUAUGCAAAUCAAUGAUUCAGAAAUGCUGAAUCAAAAUUAGGCAAUAAUAAAUUUCAGUUGUAACUGAGAUACAAUGUAUGUCUGUAAGGAUUCAUGAAGAUUUAGAAGGUUACUGCAAGCAAAACAAACUAACAAACAACAAAGCAGGGGUGAUGCCAAAUUAAAUAAAAAUGGCAGAUUACAUGGUACAUAAGCCAAAUUUUAUGCUUGGCUAGGAUCCUUAAAUCUGCACAUCACUGAUAACUAUUUUUAGCUGACCACUUUAUCUGAGCCUUUAUGGUAACAAACAUCUUGCAAAUAUUACAGCAUGGACUAGGAUAUCACUAGGCUGACCAUUCAUAUUGCCUAGUAUGUAAGAACAGUUCCAACUAUGAUUUAUUUGGCCUGCAAGCAAUUUAUCCUUGGAAGUGAGCUGCAAUGUAAGCAACUACAUAUAAAAAGCCUGAGAAAAUUCAGGCUUUUGAUGGUUAGUAUCGAUAAAGUAUGGGUUUGAUUGUCAUUUAACCCUGAAUUUUGCUUUUCAGGCUUCUUUUCUGCAACUGUUAAAAUUACAAAUCACCUGCAAGUAUUGUAGCUCUACUUGUGAACGAGAAUCUACAAUCUUGUAAUUUUUAUGUUGAGUUCUUUUUUGAAGGAAUUCAGAUUGAUCAACUCUUUAGUCUCCCAUGUCUAAAUUGAUGACAAAUCAUAAUUGUACCUCUUUCAAAAUUUAUUUUUUUUCAUCUGUUCCAUCAAAGAGAAACUUGUGUAGAAAAUGUUGUAGAGCUGAAAUGGAAUGGAUUGAAAAUGAAACUCACAUCUCCCUUGCAAAUCCUAAGUGCAGAUUAUGUUGGAUGCAUGAACUAUUUUUUUUUAUCUUUCAUGUCUUGUAGGAGUGGCCUGGGGAAAUAAAGUUGAAAGAGGAUAGACAUUUGAUUUUUAUGUUGCUGUUGAAUGGAUUUAUGUUCUACAUGCAAAGUCUUACAGCAUUUGGACUAAUGUCUUUGAUUUCUCCUGUUACAUUUAGGUGAGUAAUUUGUUCUUGAUGAGAAAAUCAUCCUAUUUUCACUAUCAUCAAGAAUUACAUCCUAUGACCCUAUCUGAGCAUGGUAAAGCUUGGACAAGGCACAUGUGGCACACACAAAAAAAAUGGAAAUAGCACAUAUAAUUUAGCCAUUUUGUUUUUUUGUUUUUUUUUUGUGACCAACAAAAAAUCUUAUGCUUUAAAAGUCAAGCCCACUGUAAGAGAUACUUUGGAUUUAUCAAAUAAGUUGAUGGUGUAAAUUGGUCACCAUACAGAGUUUCUAAAGCUGACUUUUCAAGCAUUAGCCCUUAGUCAGAUCUGUUACUCGAGAUAGAUGUAUUUCUCAUAACAAUACUAUCUGUUUCUUUUUAGUGUCUCCAACACAGCAAAGAGAGCCUUGUUGAUCUGGUUGUCUGUCUUAGUGUUUGGUAAUGAGGUCACAACCCUUAGUGCCAUAGGAACUAUUAUGGUGACAUGUGGAGUCUUCUUAUACCAAAGAGCCAAAAGUCAUCAGAAAAAAGUCAAGGAAAAGGACAGAGAAGACAUAGAACAUGAGGAAGUCUAAACAAGAGGCUCAGUGUAGAACAUGCUGAGAAAUCCUGACAAUUGAUUCAGCGUGUCUUAUUUGAAUCAGGGUCUUGAGGUGCUGUUUAAUGAGGCCCUGGUAGGCUUCUCUAUUUAGAUGGUAUGAGUGAUUGUCAGAAUUUGUUACCAAGACCCUUUACAGUGCUUUUAAUAUACCUCAGGCCAAUGGAAUAAUGACAAGCAAUCAGAGGAUAGGACUGAAUUUUAUAUUAAAAAAAGUUCUUAUCCAGCCAGUCAUAUUUUUCAUUCAAAACAGUGAAAUUUGAACUUGUUUGUUGACUUUUGACAUUCAAUUAUCUUCUGCGUUGCAACAUGUUAGAAUCAAGGAAGGUAAGAUCCACCUGCCAACACCACUUUAAAAAGGAAACAAAAUUCUGUUUUUGAGUCCAAAUUUGUUUAUAAGGUUUGGUGAGAACAGAUCCUUAGCACACAAUUUUCAUCAAAAUAAUAAAUGUAACAAAGCAAUAUAACUUCCGGGUUAGGUUAAGGAAAUUGUAAGAAAAAAAGUUAUCCUUGCAGAAACAACUAGUGAAUAAUAAAAUUGGGGAAAUUUUUUUAGCUUUAAUUUAUCUGCCUAACAUGUACAAUAUAGAUGUCUUUCUUAAGUUAACAAGCCAAUAGGUCAAAAUUAAAUGUCAUCCUAAGACCCAUUUAGUAAUUAAAAAAAAAAAAAGGGUCCUGGUAACUAAACAGGCCUGUAAAGUUCUUCUGUUUUCAUUCAAGGUAGGGGUUUUAAAAGUUUUGAAAAUUAUACUUCGAAACCAUCACCUAAAGAAAAAAAAUGGACUGGUUAGGGUACCAGAACCUGCUUAUUUAUUCUUUAAAUCUUGAUUAUGAAUUAAGGCUUCUGGUCCAUUAAGUUACUGGGACUUUUGAGAAAUGGGUCCCCAGACUAAACAUUUUCAAAGGAUGAAGUGGUUCAAAAAUGGUACUAUUGUAAGAUUUUUUAAAUUUUUUUCAAGACCACAUACACCACAAGAAGCUCAAUACAUGGGGUAGUUGACAGAUCAACUUAUCACUUAGUAGUUACAUGGUUUCUUACAAUUCUUUGGUAAAUCCAUGCCUCUUAACCGGUUCAUUCCCAGAUCUCAUUAGUACUUCUCCUUGCCGUAUGCUGUAAAAUUCUCAGGAUAUUAGUUUGGAGAAUUUGGUAUUGGCUCAAGUAAUAAUUCCCCCAAUUGGUAUUUUUCUUUAUGCUCAUUACUGCUUGAUAUUGUAUUGAUAUCAUAAGAAUUCUGGCUUUGUCACUCAUGAGAGUUAAAGGUUAAAGAAUACACUAGUAAGUACUAUUUAAAUUGAGAGCACUAUCAACUUGAUGUAAAUUCCCUUUAUAUAUUUUUGAUUACUGGUAAAGGUUUGUUUCAACUUUGAUAAAUUGCAAAUGUCACAAAAUCAACAAGUUCAAACCUAUUUUGAAAUAUUUUUUAAAGUCUGCACCCCAGCCCCUUUCGUUUGGAAUAAUUUCUGUUUGAAACUUCAUGUUUAUUAAGUAGUAAUCAGUAUUUACCUCAUUAAAUGAAAUAUCAUUGAAGCUUGUUGAAGAGGUGAAAAAUGAUAUUGAUAAUUUUAAUGACUAAUUUAUAGACUUAGAGAAAUACAGAU
Molecule: messenger RNA, 8365 nt
Organism: Pocillopora meandrina
Lineage: Eukaryota; Metazoa; Cnidaria; Anthozoa; Scleractinia; Pocilloporidae
Source: the annotation of a GenBank genome assembly